Messenger RNA from Prorocentrum cordatum, 726 nucleotides. Lineage: Eukaryota; Dinophyceae; Prorocentrales; Prorocentraceae. The record is from the annotation of a GenBank genome assembly.
AUGCAGCACGAGGCGCCGGAGGCCCUGGAGGACCCGCGCACCGGGCGGGAGGUGAGGAGCAGCCGGGACGCGGGGAGGCCGCCGCCCUGCAAGGUGGCGGUCCUGACGGCCCUCUCGCUCGCGGCGUGCGUCGCCUUGCUGUGCGGCGCCGCGGUGCUGGCGAAGCGGCUGCUGGGCCCGAGCGGCGGGGUCGCGUCGCUGCGCCCGGCGCCUUACGCAGCAGCGGGCCGUGCGCAGGGCGCCCGAAGCCCGCCCCUGCCGCUGGCCGAGCCUGUCGAGCCGGCGCCCAACGGCACGCUCGGUGUGCAGGCGGGCCCGGGCGCGGAGUGCCGCGGGGGGCGGGCCGCCGUGUGCGAGUGCGUGCUGAGCUGCGCGGCCUUCGGGCGCCGGCGGGAGGAGUCCCCGCGGGAGGAGUGCCGGGGCGCGGGCGGCUCGGCGCGGGAGGUCGCGGAGGCGGUGCAGGCGAGGGCCUCCCGAGAGGUGAAGGACCUCUCGCAGGUGUGCAGCGGCAUGGCCUGCGUCGUGCGCUGCGCCCAGGAGCUCGGGUGCUACCACGACCGGCUGCGGAGCGACUGCGCGAGAGUGCAGCGCCUCUCCGAGGCCAGCGGGGCCGCCUGCACCCUGAGCUGCGAGGGCCCGCUGCGUGCGGGGGCGCCCGGGGAGGAGCCAGAGGAGCCCGCAGCGCAGCACGACCGGCGUCGGCCGCGCAGGCUGCUGGCCAGCUGA